Molecule: messenger RNA, 1074 nt
Organism: Saxophila tyrrhenica
Lineage: Eukaryota; Fungi; Ascomycota; Dothideomycetes; Mycosphaerellales; Extremaceae
Exons: 2
Coding region: 1-1074 (357 amino acids)
Cellular component (GO): membrane
Source: RefSeq, a predicted model, not a curated record
AUGGCGGAGAGCGAACAGACCCUCCGGCUUUACGCCUUUGAACCAUCUUACAUCGCACCUAUUGUAUUUGCCGUUGUCAUCGGCAUCUCCCUUAUCGUCCACAUCUUCCAGAAUUUCUACUACCGCUUCUGGCGCACCACCUUCUGGAUGUUCUGGGGAGGCACGGUGUUCACGGCCGGAUGGAUUAUGAGGAUCUUCUCCUCCUACGACCCGUCGAACAAGGCCCUUUACAUCGCUCAGACAUGCCUCGUCCUCGGGGGACCGCCAAUCUACGCUGCGGCCGAAUACAACAUCCUUGGGAGGUUGAUGAGUUAUCUCCCAAUGCAUGCGGUUUUUCAUCCGCGUCGGGUGAUUAUCGUAUUCGUCUACCUUGGUGCGCUCGUCGAGAGCUUGACGGCUGCUGGCGCAGCGAAGAUGGCCGCUUCAAAGGGCCUUGACAUAUCAGAGUAUGUGCUUGGGGGCAAGCUCGUCAGCAUAUCGCUCGUCCUGCAAGCCGCAGUCGAAUGUGUCUUCGUCUCCUUCGUCGCAACGAUGCACUAUCGCGCUGCUCGAGCGCACCAUCUCUCUCGCAACGUUCGAGCGCUUUGCUUCAUGCUCUACGGCACCUCAGCACUGGUCCUCUUCCGUUGCAUCUUCCGGGCGGUCGAAGCGUUCGCGACACAAGGCGUCCUCACUCCUGAGCAAUGUGGAUCUCUCUGCCGCUUGGUCGAGACUCGCGAGUGGUACAUCUACGUCUUCGAAGCAACACCUAUGGCCAUCUACACGAUAUGGCUGAACGUCAUGCACCCGGGACGAUACCUGCCUCGGAAUAAGUUCCAGUACCUGGAUGUGGAUGGGACGACCGAGCGACUGGGUCCUGGCUGGGUUGACCGGAGAAGCCAAUGGCAGACAUGGGCGGAUCCAUUCGACCUCGUCAAGACGAUCAAAGGGCGGCCGGCACACGAGAAGUACUGGCUGCAGAGUGAGCGGUGGCCGGCAGCAGAAGGGAGCUUUGCGCAAGGCACAGCGAGCAAUGCUACGAGGUCGUUGUCUGGGAAGUUGUAUAGGCGAGUUUCAAUGAAGCCGGAGGUGUAG